UACAUAUUGCCAGAUCGGUGAAAUUAACAGGGUGGCAAGCUUUCGGUCGGCUGGCAACUCUAAACUAUAGUGUUGGUUUGUGGUUCUGUUUGUUGCGUUUAUAAUAAUAAUAACAAAAACAGAAAGCAAAACAUGAGUUUCUCCGAAAAUUCGUCGGAUUCCGAUUGGAAGGAGGCAAAGAUUAAAGUGAAACUAAACAGCAGUGGAAAUGCAAGUGGAAAACAGAAAUAUUGUCAAAAGUUCUGUGAAAAGUGGCUAAAUCUGUUUGAGCCUUGGCUAAGACGCUCAGCCGAUGAUCCCAACAAGCCGUUCUGUCGCGCCUGUCAGUGUCGCCUCGACUGCAAUCGCUGCCAUCUCGUGAGACACGAACGCACCACGAAGCACAAACGAAAUCUCGAAUCGCUGAUCACGAAAGGCGAAGGCGCUGUGCGAAAGGAAUUGAGUGUGCGACAGGAACGCAGCAAAUAUUAUCAUCAGCGAAAGAGAGCGCUAAAGGCAUUAAAGCUAAAGCAGGAGAUUGUCGAGCCUGUAGCUGAGGAGAACAACCAGCUGCAGGAGAGGCAUGUGGAGCGGGAGGAGAGGUCUGAGACAGAGACAACAACAGUCGUGAAUACUGAAAGUGCAAUUGAAGAAAGCUCUCACAACUUUCAAGUAAUUGAAGCAACAGUUCAAUCUCAAUCUUCGUUAUCAAACAACGCCCGAAUUCCAACAACAACAAAAGCAGCGACAAUAAAAACAAGCCCGCCUUCCGUUACAAACUCAGCAUCGAAUCGAAAGGAAGGCCUAAAACUUCUAAUGCAAAUUCAACAGGAUAAGAACGAGCUAAUGGAGUCUUUCCGUGAACUGAUUGGCGUACAAUUACCGCAAGCAUUGCCACCCAGAGAGAAAAAUCAUGUGGAUCUAUUUUUCGAAAGCGUCAGUUCGAGUGUUAAGGCGCUUUGCCCGAAACUUGUGGCCGAGGCAAAAAUGCGCGUAUCUCAACUAAUUUGCGAGCUGGAACUGCGUGCACUUAAAGAUAAUAAUAGUGCAAAUGGGGACUCGAUAAAUGUAGAAAUGCCAAUUCCGUUAACGAUACCACAAUCAAGCACCGAACAACACAGCAUUUCUUCUCAUCAUCCUCAAUUUGGAGGUUUGACCUAAGAUCAAGGCCGACCGUAUCGUUAUAUCAUAAAUAUAAUUAGAAUUAAUUUGUAUAGAGCUUUUAAUUAAAUUUAUAAUAUAACGUUUUUAAAUCAAG
Messenger RNA from Drosophila innubila, 1237 nucleotides. Its product is annotated as protein suppressor of variegation 3-7. Gene Ontology annotation, molecular function: DNA binding. The transcript is spliced from 3 exons. Lineage: Eukaryota; Metazoa; Arthropoda; Insecta; Diptera; Drosophilidae. The record is from RefSeq and is a predicted model, not a curated record. The coding region runs from base 133 to 1140 and encodes 335 amino acids.